This is a messenger RNA of Apis laboriosa (Himalayan honeybee), 6992 nucleotides long. It is a transcript of the gene Bap170, whose product is annotated as AT-rich interactive domain-containing protein 2-like. NCBI's taxonomy places the organism in Eukaryota, Metazoa, Arthropoda, Insecta, Hymenoptera, Apidae. Gene Ontology annotation, molecular function: DNA binding. The transcript is spliced from 17 exons. The record is from RefSeq and is a predicted model, not a curated record. The coding region runs from base 995 to 6439 and encodes 1814 amino acids. Gene Ontology annotation, biological process: regulation of DNA-templated transcription. Gene Ontology annotation, cellular component: SWI/SNF superfamily-type complex.
CUAUCGGUGAAGCCUAUGAUCAAUUCAAACGGUGCGCCACUGACGAGGGGGGUCCACACCAUUUUGAAAGUAAAAAUACUGCGCGACCCGGGAUUUUGUUUGUACGGUUCGGCGAGGGUAAAAAAGCGGCGAGGGCUAGGCUGUGGUAUGGUCGGGGUAACGCGGUGUCGCUUGUAAAAUGACGUAGAGUGUGCGAGGGUGUGCCGCGUGCGGUACGAGGUGUGUUAGCGGAAACGGUGUCGCGGUGUGUAGGGUCGGCGCUGGCCGUAGCUAUCGUAGCGUACGGGAAAUUGGCUGUGGCUUCGCCAAUGGAUGCCAGGCAGGAGGAGACGCCAUUUUGAUAUACGGGCGCACGUCAAGCGUUCGCUCGUAGGGAAACGCGGUCUCGAGUCGGUCUGCCGCUUCGCGUAGGACUGCGCGGGUGAAUUCGUUGGUUCGCGAGGUUCACGAGUAUCGUUAAUACGAGUGCGUGGCGCAACGGAUUCGUUGCGUUUCGUUGACAAGUGACAGGUGAAUCGAUCGGGCCGCGAGGAAAGUCGCGUUGCGGCCCCGUGCCCGUAACACGGUUCGCUCGGUUGAUCGGUAGUGACUACUGUGUGUGGAACUACGUGUACAUUCGGAUUUUUCCCCACGCGGGCGAGUUCAGUGCGAGGGACACGGUAGCUCGUGUAUAUUGGUGCGCUGAUCCGGGGUGGCGGUGUACGGCAGGGAAAAGCCGCUGUCUCGUUUCGCGCGCGCGAGAGAGGCCACCGGCCGACACUUCGGGCCAGGACAAGACGACCCGAUGUCGGGAGCGGGUCGCGACCCCGUGUCGACCCGUGGUCGUCCUCGUCUUCGCAUAUCCAUCUCUUUCAUAGCACCAGGACAUUCCUGGCGUAAAUGUGCUCUCAUGAGUGCCCAUGUGCACCUUUCUUUCUGUCUGCUGCCCCUACGUGCCCUGUAAACCCAGAGCACACCCCGAUUAGCACGCCCACGCACUCUAUCACUCGCGAAUAUGGCCAAGAUCCUCAACAAGGACCCCGUCACCUACGAAAGGGAGAGGGAAAACUUCCUGAAGGAUCUCCGUCACUUCCAUGAGACUAGAGGGACUCCCUUCAAAAAAAAUCCGAAAAUCAAUGGAAAAGAUAUAGAUCUGUACUUGCUGUAUGUUGUCGUUACUGCUCAUGGCGGAUGGAUAAAGGUGAAUACUAGAAACGAGUGGGCAUCGUUAUGCGAACAAUUCCAUCUACCCAAUGGCUGCGUGAACAGCGGGGUUGGCCUUAAACAAAUUUACCUUAGGUAUUUGGACAGAUACGAAAAAGUACAUUUCCUGGGAGAAGAUGGCCAACAAGCUGACGACGAUGACGAGGAUUCCAGACACAGAAAAUGGUCUGCUAGGGCAUUACACUCUGUUCCUCUUACUUAUAAUCAUCAUCAACACAAUGUCGCAGAAUCUCUUCGUGAAUACAAUGGCCUUUCGUCCGAUCUUUAUAAGCCAUCCAACUACGAUAAACUCGCGCUAUCUCUUCUCUCGCCACUUCCCAACGAGCAAGACUUCGCCAUCAAUGUCUGCACGUUGCUAUCGAACGAGGGCAAGCAUAUCUUACGCCUCGACAAAUAUCCUCGUCUCGUGAACAUACUUUUGGCGCACGCCGGUGUCUUCGAUUCACCUGGAACGCGGCAGCUCUUCAUCGAGGUUUAUUCCCGUGUGAGGAAUUAUUCCAUCAACUCUUUCUGGUCGGACGUCCUCGACUCGCAGGAUGUGAUAGAUCUUACGAAUGAAAGAACGUUCAUGAAGAAACCGACCACCGCCAGCCCCCAGACCUUCUCCAGGCGGAAAAUAUUGGAGAGGGAGAAACAGAACAAAAGCGCCGCGUCCACGGAGAACGGAGAUGAGGCGUCAACGUCGAUGGAAGUCGACGGGGCGAUGCCAGACUGUUCGAGAUUAGAUCCGAUUGGAUCUCACCAAGAUGAAACUUUAAGAGAUCAAAAUCAAAACUCCAUAAAAUUUGAGGAAGAAGAUAAAGAUUUGUUUUGUGUUGGACGAACAUUGGGAACGCAGGAUCCUUAUGGGCAACGUGUGCUCCAAAUAGCAUCUAUUUUACGGAAUUUAAGUUUUACACCAGAAAACGCUGCUGUAUUAGGAAGGAAUCGAUGUUUCUUGAGAUUCGUAUUACUCUGUGUAAGAGCGAGGUGGAGUAAUCUGCAUCAGCUUGGUUUUGAUAUAUUAGGAAACAUAGCAAAUGAAAUAGUCUUAAAAGAAGCUGGUGAGAGGAUAACAGAUGUUGUAUUGUCAUGUGUGGCAAAGGGAAUUGAAUCCCAAGACAGGUUUAUUGUUAUUUCCUGCUUGGAGGUGCUUAAUAAAAUUAGCCAACAAGACAGCAAUGAAGAAAUCGUUACGUUUGGAUUAGAAGACAAUGUAUAUGAACUAAUAUGCAGAUUUUUAGCUCUGAACGACAUAGCUCUUUUAGUAUAUACCUUGGAAUGCUUGUACGCAUUGACUUCGUUAGGUGAAAGGCCAUGUACUAGCGUCGCGCGGGUACGCGGAGCUAUCGACACAUUAGUUGCUCUUGUUACUGUAGAAGCGCAGAGUUAUGGGCCGAAAGCUUGUAUUUUGAUGAGAGUUAUCGAAACAGUGUCUACGGUAGCACCACCACCGAAUGCUACUCAGAAUACUACUCCUGUCACAGCUACUGCGCCAGCAGUAACAGUGUCCUCCUCUGUGCCAACAACUCCAGCUACAGUUACUGCAACGCCAGCUCCUGUUAGCCCAGCACCUUCACGACCAACGACUCCAGCUGCAAUUACAACAAAAUCUACUACGCACAAAGCAGUUGAGACAAAUAAUUCGCUUCAGCAACAACAUGCACAUCAACAAAUUAUUCAAGAAAACGAGCAAUUUGCUUUGAGUUGGUUAAGAGCUACUUUCGAACCAGCACAGGGAAUCCGUAUAGAACAAGAAGAAUUAUACAAGAAAUAUCUUGGUUGCUGCACAAAGAUUGGUAGAAGAGGUGUUAUUGCUCCACUUCAUUUUCCUAGAUGCGUUAGAUCUGUAUUUGGUGGAAGCGUCGGACCAAAUCCAUUGAAAGGUGAAACAAGUGGUACUCAGUAUUACGAAGGAAUCCGAGUACGGGCCACAUCUCCCCAAGUAACUUAUCCGAGCCAAACUGCAGUUGGGACUAACACAGCUCCAAUUCCAGCAGCCAACGCAACGCCAGUAAAGGUGCUUCCCGUACAACAGCGUACAAUCAAGAGUAUAAGUCCUGCUCCUGAUAGCACGGCCCUAGACAAUCCUGCAUCUGGGCCUCCAAGAACCCCUGCCCCAGCAUCGCCUAUCCUUAAAGCCCAAUUGUCUGCUCCACCAAAACCACCAUCCAGUAUCUCGAACACUGCAACUCAAUCCCAAAAUCCAGUCACCAAGGUUGAUUCUAAAAGUCAGGUGUCAGUAUCACAUCCUCAUUUGAGUCAAGCAUUGCUGUCAAGUGGCUCCCAAACACAACCACAACAACAAGUACAACAAGUACAGCAACAAUGUCAAACUGUCCAGGUAGUUGCAAAGGAAGAUAAUCGAAGUGGUACUACAUCCAGUUCCAUAAUAAAAAGCCUUCUGGCUACUAAGGUAACGGUUAGCAGCGACUGCAUGCCCAGUACUGCUGCGACUUGUGUGUCUACCCCUACUGCCUGUGUAACAAACACUACUGCUAGCAUCGCAUCCAGCAUCAGUGCCAACCAGCUAAUAACCAGCAACCAGGUUGCACAACGCCAACAACAACAAAGACUACUACAACAGCAAUUAACUAAUAUAUCGCAACCAACUGCAACUACAACUUUAACUGCAAUACUCCCAAAGACACCUGUCAACUCAAAGCAAAAGCCAACUAUCACACCCAUUCCUGCCAAAAAAAUACAAAGGCUCAAUGGAGCUAAAUUUAUUAUGACUAAUAAUUGUGACAAGACUGAAGUAAAUGAUAAUGAAAAUGUCAACCAAAUACCAACAUCAACAACUUCUUCCACAAUGGUUUUAAAUUCAACCGAAAACCACAUAUCGUCAAACAUUAAAGUAUGUCGGCCUCCAGCAACAACUAUAACUACAGCAAAUAAAGCUAUUCAACGUUCAACUUGUACAUCAAUAGCUGAGGAUUCAGAUUCGACUAAUAAUUCUUUGGCAUCCAGUAGUGGUAUUGGUGGUAGUAGGGACUGUUCUGGUGUCGGUAUAGAAGAAGAUAAUUCUUUGACAAGUUUUGAAGGAAUUCUAUUAAAUGGUGCACCAAGUAAUAUGGAUAUCGAUGCCCAAGAAGAUUCAUCAAAAGAUUCAUCUAGUAUAACGUCUAAAGAGAAACCUCUGCAAAGUAUGAUGCUUGCAGAUUUAUUAGAACGGAAAGUUGACAAAGAGCCUAUUUUGAAUGGUGUUUUAGGAAAAAAUUCGAUUAAUGAAAAAGGAAUGGACUUAGUGGAAAAUCACAUUAAGAAAGUAUUAAAAGAAUCUCCUACAGACAUUAAAAUAAAAACCGAAGUAGAAGAAGGUAAUGUUAUACAGACAGAAGUUUCUGAAGAUACUUUAAUUGAAGCACCUAGAGGAAUAAAACGAGCUGCUAGUGAGUCGGAUGAAGUAGAUGUAAAAAAAGUAAAAUAUUCUAAUGGUACUAUGUCACCUGAUCCUGCUGUUGAUUCGACCACUGCUGAAUCCACUGUCUCGAGUAUAAAAUCUGAAGAACAGGAUGAUGAUAAGGAUAGUGAGAAAGCAACCGUAUCUUCUACAGCCGCAAAUCUUUACGCUGCUCUGGCUGCAGAUUGUAUAGAAGACGAAAUUGACCUUGAUGAAAAUGUUACUGUAAAUGUCCAAGAAGAAACUACUACUACGAUAAAAGAAGAACCUCAUAUAUUUGUCAAUCAAAUUAAUCAACAACAAUUAUCUCAACAACAACAACAAUCACAACUGACACCACAGCAACAGCCACAGCAACCGCCGCCGCAACCGCAACAACCGCAACCUCAAAUGCAACAACAACCACAACCUCAUCCUCAACAACAACCUCAACAACAACUUAUUGUCGCAGCACCUAGGCAAAUAGUAGUACAACAAACAAUACAAUCGAAUAAUCAAGUUCUUAUUCCAACUAGUGCAGUGAAAGGAAGGCAAGCGCAACCUCAACCACAGGUUUUAUUGCAACAAGGAGCAGGAGGUCAAUUACAGUAUGUUGUUUCUGGUGGCGUCCCUGGUCAAAAUUACGUUUUAGCUCAACCACAAACAACAUUGGUUCAAGGUCAAGCGCAGACUGUGUUAGUAGCUCAAACAACACAACAGCAGGGAACAGGUGCAAAAACGAUAAUUAUUUUGCAAUCUCAAGCAGCUGCCCAACCAACUCAGCAAAAAAUGGUGGCCGUCACUCCUCAGGGACAGCAGGUUGUCGUUACACAAGUUUCACGUCCUAUCUUGCAGAGUCCAGCACUCGGCAAUAUACCUCCUCCUUUGGUUCCAACGUCUGGCACAAUUCCACAAACUUCGAUAAUAGUGAACAGUUCUGUAGCACAAACAAAUCCAAAUACAGUGACCGUUACAAUUCCCGCAAUGGCUCAACAAACACCAGUGUCAACGAGUGUGCCAUCAAGAGUGGUAACACCAACACCAGCUUCUACUCCACCGCCUACAAGACCCACUACACCUCAUCAGGCAGCAGCAACACAUGGAUUACCGACAAAGCAACCUGCUAAAGUAAUAAAGACUGUCAGUUCUUCAACCUCUACUGAACCAGAAUCUAAACCAUCUACGAGCCAGAAUCAAUCAGAAAAAACUAUUACAAUAAAAAUUGAUCCCAAUGCAUAUUUAUGUGAAUGGCGAGGUUGUUUAAGGCAAUUUAAAACACCACAUGAAGUUUAUCUUCAUGUAUGCGAAACACAUUGUCCAUCUGGUGGGGAGGAAAUAUUAUGUCUUUGGGCAAGCUGUGAUGCCUUGAAAAGACGAAGAUUUUCAUUGAUGACACAUUUGUAUGAUAGGCAUUGUAAUGCGGAAACAAUGUCGAUAAGAAGGAAACAAUUAACGGUAACAGGCAAAACCGAAGUUUCUACAUCGACACCGCCAACUCCUCAUCAUCCUGGAUAUGCACCGAAUGCAGCAUUCCAUGCUAUUAAACGGCACGCUUUGGAGUUUGUAAAUCCAAAGGAAUUAAUGCAAAGGCCGACCAAGCCCGCUGCAGCCACUUCAAGCUCUUCUUCUCCCAGACCUGGGCAAAAUCCUCCACCAGAACAGGAUGACAACGAAGGUCCUGUGACCAAAAGUAUUCGCUUGACAGCAGCUCUUAUUCUUAGAAACCUAGUCAUAUAUUCAACGCAUGGCAGAAGACAUCUUAGAGCGUACGAACCACAUUUGGCAGGAGUCGCAUUAAGUAAUGUCGAAUCAUCAAGAACAAUCGCACAAGUUCUGUAUGAUAUGAAUGAUCAAAGUAGCAGUAACCAUAGGUGACCUCUUGAACCAGGCCUCUAAAAGAAACCUUUUUCAUCCUGCGAACAGCGAUCAAUUCGUUUAUUUUGAAUUUUAGUGUAAAGUGAAAAAACAAAAGAAUGAUAGAAAAGUUGGCAAAAAAUUUGCAAUUAAUUGCAAAAAAAAUGUGCUUGUGCAUUAUAAGAAAAAAAAGAAGGAUAUGAACAGUAAAGAAGAUGUACUACAAGAAAAGAAGAUACGGCAAUGUUCCAUAAUUAUUAAAGAGGCCUAUACACUUACGAGGCAAGUCGAUUUGCCGAUUUAGACUAUAAUAAUGUACUGUAACUAGUUAACACGAACGAAAGACAGUAGUUGAAGUGAUUACAGAUCAGUGAUAAAAAAAAAAGUAAAACAAGAUAAUAUUUCAAAUUUAAUAUUAAUAUUUAUUUUCUCAACAAGAAGCGGAAGAAAUGUUUUUAGUAAUCGUGUACAAAAAAUGAAGGGCGAAAAAAUACUUUAUGGACGUUAUAGUUAAUUACAAUCAAUAUUAUAUUAUUAUUAUAUUAUAUUAUAUUAUUAAUUAUUAUUAUUAAUA